Messenger RNA from [Torrubiella] hemipterigena, 1107 nucleotides. Lineage: Eukaryota; Fungi; Ascomycota; Sordariomycetes; Hypocreales; Clavicipitaceae. The record is from the annotation of a GenBank genome assembly.
AGGUGAGUGGCACGACUAUCAAGGUUACGAGUGGCACCACCAGAAUGACGAUGAUCGGCAGUUGAUCCAAGUCACUAUUAUAGCUUGCUAUAAAGGAAGACGAUGGACCAUUCGGCGUCUGAAUGUCUCCAUCCAUCAACCAAGUUAUUGCAUCGAGGAAGUCAUAACUCUUAAGUAUAUCUACACAUCGAAAAGUUACGAAACCUACGCAACAUGUCUCUCAACGGAAAGGUCGCCAUCGUUACCGGCGGAGCCAAAAAUCUCGGCGCCGAGAUUGCCCGCGAGCUCGGUGCGCUCGGCGCCUCGCUAGCACUGCACUACAACUCGGACAAGUCCAAGGACGACGCUGACAAGCUGGGCGCUGAGCUACAGCAGAGCUUCCCCAGCAUAAAAGUCAAAUUCUACCAGGCUAACCUGACCACUGAGGCCGCUGUCAAUGGCCUCUUUUUGGAUGUUCUAGCCGACUUUGGUAAGAUCGAUAUUGUUGUCAAUACCGUUGGCAAGGUGCUCAAGAAGUCGAUCAUCGACAUCUCCGAAGCUGAAUAUGAUGAGAUGUUUGCGGUUAACUCCAAGUCCGCAUUUCUCAUCCUCAAAGCUGGUGCCCAGCACGUGGCCGAUGGUGGCAAGAUUAUCACGAUUGUAACGUCCCUGCUAGCCGCCUUUACCGGCUUCUAUACAUCCUACGCCGGCUCCAAGGCCCCCGUCGAGCACUUUACGCGUGGCGUCGCUAAGGAACUGCAGCCUCGCGGGAUUAGUGUCAACGCUGUCGCCCCAGGUCCCAUGGAUACACCUUUCUUCUACCCACAGGAAAGCCCCGACGCCGUGGCCUAUCACAAGAGCCAGGCACUCGGUGGUCGCCUGACCGAUGUCAAAGAUAUCGCGCCGCUUGUAACAUUCCUUGUCACUGGUGGCCAGUGGAUUACGGGACAAACCAUCUUUGCCAACGGCGGUUACACUACACGAUAGAAUAGCAUUAACUAACAAUCUGGUUUGCUAACUAACUUCAAUAAUCUCGAUACUAUAUGAUAUGUACUAUUUUACCAAAAGUAUUUCCUAAGCUCAGUACACAAGCAGCAGUGUCCCCUUUUAUUAUCGUUAUAAUCACGU